CCCCACUGCGAGAGCGCCACCGCACAUCUCGAUCCCAUUUUACCUCGCUUCACACGCUGCUCUCCGCAUUAACCCAGCGCUGGUCCCAAUUUCUUCCUCGUGCUGCUGCGUCGCUUCUUCAUCUUGGGCUCUAUUUCUCCUUCCUGUUCAUCCCGACAUUGCCCACAACUUCUGGCUUCAAUUGAACUGCUUGACCCGGUAACCAGGCUAGCUUUUCUUGUUUUUCCUCUCGUCUGCACUGGCGUUUAGUUACAGCUUGAGAGCCCAGAGCCCAGCGCCCAGCGUCGUCCUUGUCUGCGACUCUCUUCUUGCGUUUCUCACAAUUAGCACGUCGCCCUAUCGCCAAUAAGCCAUCUCUCCUCCUCCUCAUUGCCUUCAAACAGUCACCAUGGCAAACACCCAGACCUCUGCGACCGCUCAUGGCGCGCAGGGCGAUGCAAACCCCUUCCAGGAUCCUCCUCGAUCUGGUGUUGAGAGCGACAGCGACGCAACUAGCGUUUCGUCAGGUCCUAAUGAGAAUAUCGCGUCGCAGUCCGAGAAGCCGCGACCGAUGAAGGAUCGCCUUUUCCAUCAUUGUACCCGAUUUUGGCUAUGGUACCUUGUCGGCGCUGUUAUUCUUGCUGCCAUCCUCCUCCCUAUCCUCUUCAAGGUUAUCAUUCCCGCCAUCGUGCAGUCUUUGGUUAGCAAGCAGUCGCUGCCAAUCGACAGCGGCUCACUUAUUGUACUGGAUCCUCGUACCAUCAAAAUCUCCUUGACCACAGAGCUGGACACCCCUCUGCCGGUUGAUAUUGACACCACUGUGCUGCACCUCUACAACAAAAACACAACAACCUACAGCCCGUAUCUUAACAUUACGCUGGAUGGCAUGCACGUCAACCACCGUACAACUGUUUCCAUCGUCAACCAGACCGUCCCCAUUGCCAAUGUUUCGGAGGCGUCUGUCUGGCUCGAUCAAGUCUUUGACAGAGAAGUAGCAGAUGUUUCCAUCAAGUCUGACUUGACUGUCCGCCUUGGUGCCUUGACUUCGUACCCUUCUUUAGACAAGACGGUGACCAUUCCUGGCUUGCGCAAGCUCUCUGGCCUUGGUAUCAAGGAUCUCAAACUCAGCAUGACAGCUGACAAGGACGGUAAUAAUGUCCAGGGUGCACUCAACGUGCCCAACUGGGGUGUCCUUAAGCUUUUCCUGGGCGAUAUCACAUUUGAUUUGGCCACUGCCGGCAUCACUAUCGGCCAGGUUACGCUCAAAGACACCAUGUUGAAUCCUGGCAACAACACAUGUCCUUUCUCAGGCACCCUGAGCAUCCCGAAUGUCAUUUCUAACAUCGGCAAAAUCCUGCCAGCCCAAGCCGAACCUCUCAAGGAUGGUAAAAUCAGGCUGCAGGCGAAGGGCAAUAAGACGGUCAUUAAUGGCGAGCGCGUUCCCAUUGUGGAGAGCGUGCUCAACACCCGAACUCUGGAAUUUGAUACCCCCGUCAUCAGCCUUCUUACUGAUGUUCUCGGCUCCUUUAUUGGCUCGGGCAACGGCAAAGAUGUGCUCUCCAACCUGCUUGGUGGCACAAUCGGCAACUCUACGUUGGUUGCGGAAGCUCUGGGCCACUGGAACAAGACCUCCAAUGGUAACUCGACAACUCCCAAGGCACCCAAGAGCAAACGCAACCAAGAGAACAUUAUGUGGAACAUAAUGCGCAUGGCCAUCAACAUGAAGAUGAACCACCCAGAGCUCUAAACGGCUACCUGGAAGGUCAGGCGGCGGAGGUAGUGGUGCAAGAAACUUUUUCCCGGAGAGAAUUUAUUUUUAAAGUUGGUGUUUGGAUGUAUUUAUGACGAGCCAUGAUGGGAUUUACUGUUUAUAUUCCAUGUUAUUUAAUGAUGAUGCUAUGAUA
Molecule: messenger RNA, 1883 nt
Organism: [Torrubiella] hemipterigena
Lineage: Eukaryota; Fungi; Ascomycota; Sordariomycetes; Hypocreales; Clavicipitaceae
Source: the annotation of a GenBank genome assembly